AUCGCCACCCUCCUGCAGCCUGUCGAGUUCGAUCUACACGAUGCAGGUCGUUACCUCGUUCAGCGGCGUGGCACUGCGCCCCGCGCAGUCCGUCAGCCGUCCGGCCCGCCGCAGCAGCGUGGUUGUGCGCAGCGAGGGCAGCGAGGGCAGCGAGCUGGCCAAGGUUGAGCGUGUGGCCAAGGCUGGCGGCCUGUACCAGAACUUCACCAGCUCCCAGGCCCUGGGCUACCUCGAUGGCACACUCCCCGGCGACUUUGGCUUUGACCCUCUGGGCCUGUGCGACCCCGAGGGCGCCGGCGGCUUCAUCACCCCGGAGUGGCUGGCCUACUCCGAGGUCAUCCACUGCCGCUGGGCCAUGCUGGGCAUUGCCGGCUUCCUGGCCCCCGAGGUGCUGGCCACCAUCGGCGCCAUCCCCGCCAGCCCCGAGGAGGCUGUGUGGUUCCGCAGCGGUGUGAUCCCGCCCGCGGGCCAGUACGGCGCCUACUGGACCGACGCCUACACGCUCUUCUGGGUGGAGGCCAUCAUGAUGAACUUUGCGGAGCUCAAGCGCUGGCAGGACUACCAGAGCCCCGGCUCCCAGGGCAAGCAGUACUUCCUGGGCCUGGAGGCGGUGUUUGGCGGCUCCGGCAACCCCGCCUACCCCGGCGGCCAGUUCUUCAACAUGCUCAACCUGGGCAAGACCCCCGAGGCGAUGAAGAAGCUGCAGACGAACGAGAUCCGCAACGGCCGCCUGGCCAUGAUUGCGUGCCUGGGCUGCUUUGGGCAGGCGGUGAUGACCACCAAGGGCCCCUUCGCAAACCUGCUGGACCACCUGGCCGACCCCAUCUCCAACAACGUGCUUGGCAACCUUGCGACCAUCCUCAAGUGAGCUUUGCGUAAGCUCCUCAGCUAGGAUCCAGCAGCAAGGCGCCCUGACGGCAGCUGCCCCAUUUAGCGUGAGGCCGCAGCGGGCGGGCCGCUGCGUGGGGCCGCCGCCCGCCCGCGCCCCGAGCGCCGCCACCGCACCCCGCCACCGCCACCACCCCGAGAAGAACCCUUCACAAUCUCUGUUCGCUUUGCUUACGCUCUCUGUGUCCACAUGAGGAUUGCAAUCAAUCACACUGCUUGGUGUAAUUUUAACGCUCGCCACCUUGC
This is a messenger RNA of Chlorella variabilis, 1134 nucleotides long. RefSeq lists its product as hypothetical. The record is from RefSeq and is a predicted model, not a curated record. The coding region runs from base 41 to 868 and encodes 275 amino acids. Gene Ontology annotation, biological process: response to light stimulus; photosynthesis, light harvesting in photosystem I. NCBI's taxonomy places the organism in Eukaryota, Viridiplantae, Chlorophyta, Trebouxiophyceae, Chlorellales, Chlorellaceae. The transcript is spliced from 8 exons. Gene Ontology annotation, cellular component: chloroplast thylakoid membrane; plastoglobule.